Messenger RNA from Clunio marinus, 306 nucleotides. The record is from the annotation of a GenBank genome assembly. Lineage: Eukaryota; Metazoa; Arthropoda; Insecta; Diptera; Chironomidae.
AUGUAUAAUUUCGUAUAUAAAAAAGUUGUAAUAUCCUAUCGUUCGCUUACAUAUCCUAAUAAAUUAGUGUUACCUGAUAUUAGUGUUUACAUGAAAGAUUCGUUCAUGACUUCGCUGAAUAAAAAAGACGUUGGCAGGCAUGCAACAUGUUUUAAAAUAAGCUCCAAGUUGCUUCCCAUCACGACACCAAAACAUAAACAAGAUACUAAAAAACAUGCAUGGCAAACUAAUUUAAAUUUAUUGGUUGGAGUUGUUAUGUUUUCAGUGAUUAGAGAUUCCAUCAAUAUGAUUUUGAUGAACCAGUAG